Messenger RNA from Colletotrichum costaricense, 1623 nucleotides. RefSeq names its product ThiF family protein. Gene Ontology annotation, biological process: protein neddylation. Gene Ontology annotation, molecular function: NEDD8 activating enzyme activity. Gene Ontology annotation, cellular component: cytoplasm. Lineage: Eukaryota; Fungi; Ascomycota; Sordariomycetes; Glomerellales; Glomerellaceae. Bases 1 to 1623 code for a protein of 540 amino acids. The transcript has 4 exons. The record is from RefSeq and is a predicted model, not a curated record.
AUGACAGACAUCAUAGCCGACCAGGCGCCGCCAGCCCUCACCGUGCCAUCGGAAAAGGAAAAGAAAUAUGACCGCCAACUCAGGCUUUGGGCUGCGAGCGGGCAAGCUGCUCUGGAGUCUGCCAAUAUCUUGCUCGUGAAUUCCGGCACGGGCACUGUAGGUGUUGAAACACUCAAGAAUCUCGUACUUCCAGGAAUUGGAAAUUUCACGAUUGCUGAUGAUGCCGUUGUGAAUGAGGCUGAUCUUGGCGUCAACUUCUUCCUGGACGAGUCCCAUCUCGGCAAGUCCAGGGCCCAGAGCUGUACUGAGCUUCUGCUAGAGCUUAAUCCUGAGGAAAAUACGGGCCUCCAGGAGCUUCUCAAAACCUCCAACCCCUUCACCAUCAUCUUGUACACACUUCCCAUGAAACAAGAAGACCUCACCGUACUCGAGUCGUACAGCCGAGAGCACAAGAUGCCAGUGAUCGCGAUACACUCUGCGGGUUUCUACUCCUAUUUCAGCACUCGUCUUCCAGGCAUCUACCCCAUCGUCGACACUCAUCCUGACGUUACAGCCAUCACGGACUUGCGGCUACUCACCCCGUGGGAAGAGCUGGAGGCCUUUGCCGACAGCCUGACGAAAGAUAUUGACAGUCUCGAUAGCCAUGAACACGGCCACCUGCCAUUCGUUGUUAUUCUCCUACACUACCUGAAAGAAUGGAAGUCAUCUCACGACUCUAAGCCCCCUAGCAACUAUAAGGAAAAAGUCGAAUUUCGCAAGACGGUGGUCGCUGCUACGAGAACAGACAACCCUGAAGGAGGUGAGGAAAACUUUGAGGAGGCUGAAGCUGCCGUGUUGAAGACUAUUUCGCCACCGUCACUCCCUUCUGCCGUCAAGGAGGUCUUUGAGUACAAGCAUGCCGACGAGAACGAAGCCACCUCUAGCUUCUGGAUCAUCGCAGGAGCGGUCCGUGACUUUUAUGAGAAGCACGGCUGUUUGCCAGUACCGGGCGGCCUCCCAGACAUGAAGGCCCAAACUAGCGUAUAUGUUGAGCUUCAGAACAUCUACAAGGCCAAGGCCCGCAAAGAUGCGGCCGAGGUGCUUGAAUCGGUCCGUCAGAAAGCCGGUGGCGAGGGCGUCGACGCAGCCGAGGUCGACUUGUUUUGUAAGAAUGCGGCCUUUGUCAAGCUGGUCGUCCCUGCAAGUGGCGGGCCCGAACAGCUACGUAGCGUAGCAGGUGAGGAACAUCUCCACGAGGAUUGCCACAGCCGGUGCUCACACAUUGCAUUUACAGCGCAGGAAUUUGCCAACGACGAAAUGGCCAAGGAGGGCGUGGUGCCACUGUCGCUGUUCCCAAUCUAUCUCGCCCUCCAGUCCACGUCACACACACCCACGGCAUCUUCGGAUGAGAUUCUAGACAAGAUCAAGACACUGCUUCCAGACUGGAGCGACAACGAGCGGCUCGCGCAGGCGGCGCAAGAGGUAGCCAGGUCUGGCGGUGGAGAGCUGCACAACGUUUCCGCCGUGACAGGCGGUAUGGUGGCUCAGGAGACGAUCAAAAUCAUCACGAACCAAUACGUACCCAUCGAGAACACCUGCAUAUUCGACGGCAUUGCAAGCCGAUGCCAAAUUCUUCGUCUCUAG